This is a messenger RNA of Olea europaea var. sylvestris, 2775 nucleotides long. RefSeq lists its product as uncharacterized. The transcript has 16 exons. The record is from RefSeq and is a predicted model, not a curated record. Bases 1 to 2121 code for a protein of 706 amino acids. Gene Ontology annotation, cellular component: cytoplasm. NCBI's taxonomy places the organism in Eukaryota, Viridiplantae, Streptophyta, Magnoliopsida, Lamiales, Oleaceae. Gene Ontology annotation, molecular function: protein binding.
AUGACUCCAUCAUAUGCCUCUAUCGUUGGCUUUUUGAAGCCUUUAGCAGAGGGACUGGACUACCAUGAUCUCUAUUACUCUGUGUUACAUAUUAAGGUUGUGAUGAGAAGCAAGGCAGCUUCUGCCACUUCGAUGAACAGUGAAAUAACUGCAAGAAGAGGUUGUGGCUAUCUUCUCCAUUGUACCUCCAACUUGAGAUAUACCUUCAGGAAGUUAAUGAAAUUAGAUGUAGUAGUCAUGCAAUUUCUCAUAUACGAUAAAAUGGGGGAUAGUGGUAGAUCGAGCUUUCUAGUGUCAAUCAAUGUGAUAGUUGGUAGAUCAUCGCAGUAUUUGAUCGACCACUGCAUGGUUGAUCGACCAUCAUGGUUAUUUUCGGUUGCAGCAGAAACGGCAAACAACGCAUAUGAAUUCUCAGAAUCACUGGGGAAAAUGGGUGAUUGCCUGCUCGAGAAAACAGCAUUAAACGAUGAUGAAGAAAGUGGAAAAGUUCUGUUGAUGCUAGGAAAAGUGCAGCUUGAACUUCAGAAAAUUGUUGAUGGUUAUCGGUCUAAUGUAUUUAAGACAAUCACGAUCCCAUCAGAGUCUAUUCUUAAUGAGUUACGCAUAGUUGAGGAGAUGAAGAGGCGAUGUGAUCAUAAAAGAGAAAUGUACAAUGACCUGAUGUUAUAUAGAGAGAAGGGGAAGUUGAAAGGUAGUAGAGGAGAGCGUUUUUCUUCACACCAGUUUCAAGUAGCUCAGGAUGAAUACGAGGAGGAGGCAAAUGCAUUUGUAUUCCGAAUGAAAUCACUAAAGCAAGGAGAAUCCCAUAGUCUUCUAACUCAGGCAGCUCGACAUCAUGCUGCACAGUUGUCCUUCUUCAAGAAGGCUCUCAAAUCUCUAGAGGGAAUUGAGCCACAUGUCAAAAUGGUCGCCGCACAGCAACAUAUUGAUUACCAGUUUAGUGGACUUGAAGAUGACCAGGAUAAUAUUGAUGAUAAUGUCAACGACGAGGAUGAUAGUACCGAAGAUGAUUCUGUAAGUAAUGACGAUGGAGAAUUGAGUUUUGACUAUAGACUAAAUAGUGCAGUUCCAGAAGUUUCUACAACAAAAAACUCAAUGGAGUUGGAUAAUGUGGAUACUACAUCUCCCAGCACUAAAUUAGGUGCAUCUAAGGAAAAUUUGGAAAGAACUGGUCGAAAUUCUUUUGGCUUCCACAGAGAGACUAAGUUGACCAGCCAAUCAGCACCGAUAUUUCGUGAGAAGAAACUUGAUCCAGCUGGCAUGCCGAGACAGAUGCUGCCAUCACCAUCACGCAGGUUUACAUCGUAUGUGCUACCCACACCAGUUGAGGCAAAGAGUCUUGGUUCUGGGAAAGCAGAUUUUGAAGAUCCACAACAUAAACAAGUGAACAAUAACUUGUGGUAUUCAUCUCCUCUUGAUCAGAAGAAAUAUGAAAAAGUAGUAGCAAAUGAGAAAUCCUCGGACUCUGUCCUCUUAGACGCACAACAGGUGCUCACAGAGAGCAACAAUAAUACAAAAAGCAGUCGGUUGCCCCCUCCAUUAUUGGAUGGCUUCUCAUCAAAACAGUUUGACCCAAAUGUUGCAUUCGAUACUAGAAAAGUCAAAAGACAAGCUUUCUCUGGUCCAAUAACAGGCAAACCGUGGCCGAAGAACCCAAAUUUAUCUGCCAGUGGUCACAUCAUUUCAUCAGAGUACCCUCUGCCAUUUUCUGGGUCUAUAUUGCGUGCUCCAUUGCCUCAGCCAACGUCAAUGCCCAAAUUAUCAUCACGUGUUUUACCUACUUUCAUGUCGUCGCCUAUAAUAAGUGAACUUCACGAGCUGCCUCUGCCCCCAGCUCAUCUAGCUUCUAAAAGGCUUUCCAAUCGCAUUGCUCAUUCAGGGCCUUUGGUAUCCGAAGGUUGUGAGCUACCUACUACAAGCAUAGCAAAAUCUACACUUCCAAUGCCAUCUCAGACUAUUUCCCGCAGUUAUUCUAUUCCCUCUGGAAGUCGAGAAGAAUCGGUUCUACAUUUACCUUUAGAAGCUUCUCAAAAUUUGAAGAUGACUGAAGGAAUUACUUCACCUCCUAUAACACCCAUUUCAUUGCCUGAUGUACAACCAGCAUCACCCCCUACAUCAUAGAUGACGUAUAUGCCGGUCAAAUGGGAGGUAAUUGAGGAACUUGUCAUCCAAUGCACCUCUGCCAAUCUUGUUAUUUGAUAUGAUUAGGUGAACGAGAGGUAUUUCUACAGGCAAAAUGGCUUUAAACUGCAUUGCUUGCUUUAUGGGGGUUUAUGUGUAGGAAAAAUGCAUAUUGUGCCUUGUGAUUUGAGAUACCUAUAAAUUAACUCAUCUUGAUUACAGAAUAUGCAACCCACCACUUGUGCUUUUGUAAACCCUAGAUAUUUCCCUUUCAUCAACUUAGCCAAGUUCUGGAAUUGUUCGCAGGAUGCUUUAUUCAAAGAUAUAGAUUUUACAUGAAAAUAUUAAGUCAACAAAAAUUGGACGACUAAGAAUUCUACAGGGUUGGUUUCUUGGAAAGGUGGCCUGAGUAUUCUUGAACUGCAAGGGGGUGCACUGGCGGCAUACUUUAGUGCGUAUUUGGAAUUAAUUUACAUUGUACAUUAAUAUCAAGCAGAGGACAACUGCAAUUUCACCUAGUACGGGCACAAAAUCUGUAAAUAUGAUUUUGUACAUAUUUAGUCUUCUGUUGUCCCAGUUCGGAUGGAAUUUACCCUGUAAGACCUAUGUAUGUACAUAAAUUUUUUGUUCCCUCAAAUAAUGCUUUGUUUUGCA